AUGUUUACAGUAACAAUAACAUCAGUUAUUGAACGUUUAGCACGUACAUAUCUUCGUCAUCGUUAUCGUCCUGCACCUAUUUAUAUUGGUUCAAUUGAUAAAUCAACCGAAUGUGUUGAACAAAUUAUUAUUUCUCAAUUAAAACAGCGUCAAAAAGAUAUUCUGGUUGCAAUAGAUGAUACUGGUCGUGGUAUGCAUAUAAAAGAUGUUUCAUUUGUAUUAAAUUAUGAUAUAGCUAGGACAAUUCAAGAUUGUAUGCAUCGUAUUGGUCGUAAUGAUCGUACAGGUAAAGCAAUAGUAUUUUUUUUUAAAAUUCAGUUGUAUUUUUAUGAAUUAAAAGAGGUUAUACUUAAAUUACUUAAUCAUCUUAAUGCAUAUCAUAAACUAGUUUCAAUAUAUUUUUUUAAUUAA
Messenger RNA from Rotaria sordida, 411 nucleotides. The record is from the annotation of a GenBank genome assembly. Lineage: Eukaryota; Metazoa; Rotifera; Eurotatoria; Philodinida; Philodinidae.